Molecule: messenger RNA, 519 nt
Organism: Prunus armeniaca (apricot)
Lineage: Eukaryota; Viridiplantae; Streptophyta; Magnoliopsida; Rosales; Rosaceae
Source: the annotation of a GenBank genome assembly
AUGGACUCAAUUGCCCAAGGAUAUAAAGGAGUAGAUUUGGGAAGCUGUUCAAAUGGCUUAUGUUGUUGGGCAAGGGGGCAAGAAGAUGGUGCUAUCGUCUGCCGCCAAAAAUGGAAGGAUUUCAAGUCUACCUUAACGAGGCAGUUUAUCAUUCCAUUCACAAAUGACAAGGACAAGUUAAAAGAACCCCCUCAACUAUAUCAAUUAAUAGAGAAAUCAGAAUGGUAUGCCUUUGUAGCUUCAAGGUUAUCCCCAGAAUUUGUGGCUGUGCAUACUGAACAGUCACAGAGAAGGGAAAAAUGCGAGUACAACCAUAGGUUGUCUCGAAAAGGGUAUGUUGGUUUAGAGGAUCAAUUAAAAGAAACCAUGCCCAAUGAAGAAAUUGAUUGUUCUCUAUUAUGGAGGAAGGCUAGAGAAGAUAAACAGGGAAACAUCCCUGAUCCAAAGGUUGUAAAGAAAGCAAAAUUAAUCGUAAGCCUCACUCACUCUGUUUUAAAUCUGAAAAACAGAGAAUUUUAA